AUGUCCUUCGAUAUCUCCGCCGUACUUAGUCCCGGUGACAUCGAAAAUGCCCUGGCUGAGUGUUCUGCUUCUUUCAACCACAAGGCCUUCUUCGCAACCAGCGGCUUGACUAAAAAAAACGACGACGAACUCACUAAAGUCUUCAAAGUUCUGGACGAGGAUAGUAGCGGAUUUAUUGAGGUGGAAGAACUUAAAAAGUUCCUGAAGAGGUUCUCUGCCAGCGCUCGGGAUCUGAAUGAGUCAGAGACAGAGGCUUUCCUGGCUGCUGGCGACAGUGAUCAUGAUGGAAGGAUUGGAGUUGAAGAGUUCAAGACUAUGGUGAGGGCAUAA
Messenger RNA from Mobula hypostoma (lesser devil ray), 330 nucleotides. Its product is annotated as parvalbumin, thymic-like. The coding region runs from base 1 to 330 and encodes 109 amino acids. The transcript has 4 exons. Gene Ontology annotation, molecular function: calcium ion binding. Gene Ontology annotation, cellular component: cytoplasm. The record is from RefSeq and is a predicted model, not a curated record. Lineage: Eukaryota; Metazoa; Chordata; Chondrichthyes; Myliobatiformes; Myliobatidae.